This is a messenger RNA of Didymodactylos carnosus, 336 nucleotides long. The record is from the annotation of a GenBank genome assembly. NCBI's taxonomy places the organism in Eukaryota, Metazoa, Rotifera, Eurotatoria, Philodinida, Philodinidae.
AUGGAUAGAGAUGAAUCUCUACUACAUUUUAUGUCUACUGUGUGUUUCAAUAUACCUGAAAAAAAGAAACAGGAAAUAAGUCAAAUAUGGUUAUUUGGAUUAAAAAAUGCAUUUUUUGAUGUAACAAAAUAUAUUAUUGAUGACAAUCGUAUAUUACUUUUAUUACAAGACCGAUCACAAGUAUUUGAAAUAAAACAUUUUCGUAUCCAACAGGACAGACGUAAAGAAGCGAAAUUUGAUGAUCAACCGUAUUGUGGAAAAGUUACUAAAGUACGUGGGUGUAUGAUUGAUUAUACGGUAUUUGUAGAAAUUCCACAGCUAGCGGAAGAAAAAUGA